CAUUUCUUAAAUUCCUUUCUCAAAGCAAAACAGGUCACUUUCCCUCUGGAAAUUCUGUCUCUUGGUCUUAAUCCCAAAUACAGUCAAAAUCUUGUUUCUUCUUUUAGGUUCACCUGUAUUUGCCACAAUGCCACAGUUGUUGAACAGCAUACUCAGUAUUAUCAAAGUGUUCCAGAACUACGCCAAGGAGAAUGGAGACUGUACUUCGCUGUGCAAGAAGGAGUUGAAACAGCUGCUGUUGACCGAGUUUAGAGACAUCCUCCGGAGGCCAAAUGACCCAGAGACUGUGGAAAACAUUCUGAACCACUUAGACAGAGACAGAAAUGGAUGUGUUGACUUCCGUGAAUACCUUUUGUUGGUGUUCCAAUUAGUCCAAGCCUGCCACCAUAAGCUAGAUACUAAGGCAAGUGGAGAGAGAACCUCACAGCAAGAAAGGGGACAUGAAGUAACCCAAGACCGUAAGUUUCCAGGAGGCACCGGCAGGCAACACCAGCAGACUCAUACGAGUGAAAGACAGAACUCCCAUGACGGGCAGCCUGGGAAACAAAGUUGUGAUGUUCAACAUGAUCAGUCUGAGAAACAAGAUAGAGACUUCCACUAUAGUCAGCCCAAGGGACCAGAUCAGGAUUCCCACCGUGGUCAGUUUGAGAGACAAGAUAGUGACUUUUUCUAUGACCAGUUUGAGAGACAGGAUAACAAUUCUCACCAUGGUCAGUCUGAGAAACAAGAUAAAGACUUCCACUCUGGCCACUCUGAGACUCACGGCAGAGAUUCCCAGCAUGGUCAGUCUGAGAAACAAGAUAGGGAUUCUCACCAUGGUCAGUCUGAGAGACAAGACAAAAAUUAUAAAAAUCAAGACUUUAGCUCAGGUCACAAACUGAGUCAUAAGUCUAGCAGUGGCCAGCAAAAACAGCAAGGACAUAUCUUUGUCUUAAACCAGUUUGAGAAACCAGCUCAGAUGUCUCAUUAUGCUCAUUCUGCAAACUUUGGACAACAAUCGAGCUAUGGACAGUCUGGAAGACUCACACAAAACCCUUGCUCUUAUCAGACCACCCAACAGGAAUCAGGCUUUUAUUAUGGACAGUCCAGGAGGCUGAACCAGGAGUCAGGCUGUGGUCAGACAGACAGCCAAGGACAGGGAUCCCACCAUGGUCAGACAGUCAUGCAAAGCCAGCGAUGUCACUAUAGUCAGACAGGUGGUCAAGGACAGGUUUCCCACUAUCGUCAGACAGACAGAAAAGGUCAAGUUUCCCACUAUGGUCAGACAGAUGGACAAGGACAGGUUUCCCACUAUGGUCAGACAGACAGAAAAGGACAGGUUUCCCACCAUGGUCAGACAGACACACAAAGCCACAGCUAUCACUAUAGUCAGACAGGCAGUCAAGGACAAGUUUCCCGUUAUGGUCAGACAGACAGACAAAACCAGAGUUCCCACUGUGGCCAAACUGACAGACAAGGACAGGUUUCCCACUAUGGUCAAACAGAUGGACAAGGACAGGUGUCCCACUAUGGUCAGACAGACAGACAAGGACAGGUUUCCCACUAUGGUCAAAUAGACAGACAAGGACUUGGUUCCCACCAUGGUCAGACAGAUAGACGAGGACAGAGUUCUCAUUACGGUCAGACAGAUGGACAAGAACAGGUUUCCCACUAUGGUCAGACUGACAAACAAGGACAGAGUUCCCACUAUGGUCAGACAGACAGACAAGGGCAGAGUUCCCACUAUGGUCAGACAGAUGGACAAGCACAGCUUUCCCACUAUCAUCACACAGACAGAAAAAGCCAGAGUUCCCACUAUGGUCAGACAAACAGACAAAGACAGGGUUCCCACCAUGGGCAGACAGACAUACGAGGGCAGAAUUGUCACUAUAGUCAGACAGACAGACAGGGACAGAGUUCUUACUGUGGUCAGUCACAGACUGGAAAAGCUGAGAUACAAGGACAAAAUAGAUACUUCCAAGACAACAGGGGAACAAAAAGAGACUCAUAUGUUGAGCAAUCAGGAAAGUCAAGGAGACUGAGUCAACGGACUCCAGAACAAGGAGUAAAGCAAAACCAGACACAGGAAUUCCAGUCUAGGGAGGAACAGCAGAGCAGCUACUAUGCAUGGAAGCCAGAGGAGCACAGUCAAUACCACCAACACAAACUCUUAGCACAAAUCCAACAAGAAAGGCCACUGUAUCACAAAGGAAGUGACAAGCAAUCAGACAGUAGUGAGCAGAGCCACAGACAGGUCCAAACCAGGCAGAGUCAGGACAAGGGGCAAAGCCACCAGGCAGAAGAAGAACAGGGUCAUCAAAGCUGGGGUAGACAUAGCCAUGAUGGUCAGGAAAGUGCAUGGGAAGCACAGGAUAGGCAAACCUAUGAAGAGGAACAAAGCUGUCAAACAAAGGAGAGACAAACCUAUGAAGAUGAGCAAAACCACCAGAAACAAGACAAGCAGAACUGGAAAGAUCAACAUUAUCAUCGACAAAAGGAUAGACAAAUCUCUGAAGAUGAGCAGAACCACCAGAGAAAAGACAGGCAAGCCCACAUGGAGGUUUCUAAUCAUCAGCAUCAACAAACCCACGAGGAGACAGAGAGAAACACGGGGUCCCAGGAUCAAAGAAAACAACAGGGUGGAGGUCUUCCUACCAAGGCAGCUAACAUUCAUCCCAAUCCCUUCUACGGCUAUGUACAGGAGCAGAAAUCACAUUGGUACUAGGCUGUGUGAGAUCCCAAGCUAAGCAACACAAAGACUAGGAAGAAACCCAUAUAUCAAGUUCAUAUCAUGUUUGAAAUGUUGCAAAUGUUUCUCUUCCUUCUACCAUCUAUCUACCUUCAAGAAUGCUCUUGAGGACAAGUAUUCUCUUGUAGAGCAAUUCAGUCCUUUGAGCAGCAAUAUGGGACUUUCU
Molecule: messenger RNA, 2894 nt
Organism: Fukomys damarensis (Damara mole-rat)
Lineage: Eukaryota; Metazoa; Chordata; Mammalia; Rodentia; Bathyergidae
Gene: Rptn
Product: repetin
Exons: 2
Coding region: 128-2704 (858 amino acids)
Cellular component (GO): cornified envelope
Molecular function (GO): transition metal ion binding; calcium ion binding
Source: RefSeq, a predicted model, not a curated record